ACUUUGUGCUAUUGUUCGAUAGUGUAAUGUUAUUUCAAUAGCUGUGGAAAAUGGCCAAAGCAAAAAUUUCUAAGAAAGAAGAGGCGCGUCUUAGGGAGGAACUUCAAACAGCUGAGAAUCCAACUCCAGUUCCAGCGCCUCCAGAUGGUGGUUAUGGAUGGGUUAUUGUAUUCGCCUCAUUUAUUAGUAAUAUGGUCGUAGAUGGUGUUGGAUUAUCUUUUGGACUUAUUUUACCAUAUUUAGUUGAAGAAUACAGUACAACAAAAGGAGUUGCAGCAUGGGUUGGGUCAGUUUUGGCAGGAGCUCAGAUGGGUGCUGGACCAAUCGUUAGUGCUGUAGCGAAUAAGUUCAGUUGUAGAACAGCCAGUAUAUUUGGCUGCAUUUUAGCAUCAUCGUGUAUGGCCCUUUCCACUUUUUGUCCAUCCAUACCAGUAAUGAUGGUAGUUUAUGGUGUCAUGGGAGGUACUGGAUACAGCUUUAUAUAUUUACCAGCAGUAGUGAUGGUUGGAUAUUAUUUCGAGUCCAAACGAUCUUUAGCAACUGGGAUAGCCGUUUGUGGAACAGGUGUCGGAGCAUUUGCUUUUGCCCCCUUGGUCAAUUUCUUGGUUAAAUCAUAUGGAUGGAAAACUACUAACUUAUGCUUGGCAGGAAUUACAUUGUCAUGUGCACUUUUUGGAGCAUUAAUGAAACCUUUAACGUACGAAGAAGUGAAAGAAGAAGUCGUUCAACAGGUCCCAGCAAAACCCGGUGUUAUGAGAACCCGAACGAGUGAGGGGAACAUCUCAACUCCAGGUGUAUAUAACUCUACACUUUCAAUGACCAAAAGAAAAGGAAGUCUUCAACCUAUGGCAAGAAAGGAUGUUUUAUAUACAGGAUCCAUUCAGAAUCUCAAAGAAUUUCAAUCAAGAACAUCACUUGCUGAGUACAGAAAUAGCGUCCACAGUAUACAAAAACCUAAACUUUCCAAACGUCAAGAAAACAGUUGCUGCAAUCUUUCUGAGUUUUUCGGAAAUUUGGUGGAUAUGAGUCUAAUUAAAAAUCCAGUUUUCUUGGUAUUGGCUUUUGCUUCGGUAUUCGCUAUGAUAUCGUUUUAUAUACCAUUUGUGUACUUAGUAGAACUAGCCAAGUCAAAGGGAAUCGAAGAAUCUCAGGGAGCUAUGUUAAUUUCCAUAAUUGGAAUAACUAAUAUUGUUAGUCGUUUAGCUGUUGGUUACCUAGCAGAUUUUCCAAGUGUUAAUAACUUUCUAGUUAAUAACUGUUGCCUCAUGUUAGCAGCCGUUUCGACAGCAGCAAUGCCGUUAUUUUCUAGCUUCAUUGCUUUGGCAAUUUUGGCCGUAUUAUUCGGAAUAGGCAUCGCUGGUUUCAUCUCGUUAACUUCUAUCAUCCUAGUGGAAUUUUUGGGACUGGAUAAACUGACAAACGCUUUUGGCCUAAUUAUCCUUUUCAGAGGAGCAGCCACUGUGUUUGGAACCCCAUUAGCUGGUACAAUAUAUGAUUUGACAAAGUCUUACACUAUACCUUUCUUUGUGUGUGCAGCGGGAUUUGGGAUUGCAUCAGUAAUUAGUAUGAGUGCUCCUUGUUUUAAUAAAAAGGUUGAAGAAAAAGACGGUGAAGUAUUAGCUCCAAUGAAUGUCACCGAAGAAAAAGAUCAGAAUAUAGUGUAAAUCGUAUUAGACUGCUUUAUUACAGUAUUUAUAUUUGUGUUGCAAAGAGUGUAAAAAUAACAUUACAUUAAAGAAAGACUUGAGGUAUAACUUUUAAUAAAACAUUUUUU
Messenger RNA from Diabrotica balteata, 1774 nucleotides. Lineage: Eukaryota; Metazoa; Arthropoda; Insecta; Coleoptera; Chrysomelidae. The record is from the annotation of a GenBank genome assembly.